AUGAGCUGGAGCUUCCUCACACGACUACUGGAGGAAAUACACAACCACUCCACGUUCGUCGGGAAGCUAUGGCUCACCGUGCUAAUCGUGUUUCGCAUCGUCCUCACUGCUGUCGGGGGCGAGUCCAUCUACUAUGACGAGCAGAGCAAGUUUGUGUGCAACUCGGGCCAACCAGGAUGCGAGAACGUGUGCUACGACGCCUUCGCACCUCUGUCCCACGUGCGGUUUUGGGUAUUCCAGAUCAUCUUGGUGGCGAUGCCAUCUCUCAUCUACAUGGGCUACGCCAUCAACAAGAUAGCGAGACUGGAAGAGGCGAAAGGAGGAAGCGGGUCCACAGCGGUGAGAGUCGCGGGAGGUUACACCCACAGGAAGCCCAGGAAGAUUUGUUUCGGGGCCAGACAACACCGCGGGAUAGAGGAGGCUGAGGACGACCAGGAGGAUGAUCCAAUGAUCUACGAGGUCCCAGAGAUCGAACCCCCAAAAAGACCCAGAGACCCUUUACAGCCGACCCCCAGACCCAAAAUUCGCCAUGACGGUCGGAGACGAAUCAGGGAUGAAGGUUUGAUGAGAGUUUAUGUUCUGCAGCUCGUGACCAGGACAGUGCUGGAGGCGGGUUUUCUCGCGGGUCAAUAUCUCCUGUACGGUUUCAGGGUGAAGCCGAUCUUCGUGUGCUCUGGGAAUCCUUGUCCUCACAGCGUUGACUGUUUCGUGUCUCGUCCGACUGAGAAAACCAUUUUCCUCCGGAUCAUGUAUGGCGUCACCGUCCUCUGCCUCACGUUAAACGUUUGGGAAAUGCUGCAUUUAGGUGUGGGAUCCAUUUGUGAUAUCAUCCGAAGAAGACGAACACCACCGGCCGAAGACGAGUACCAGCUCGGACUCUUGGGCUCCAACACAAACGUGGACGGUUCAGUCGGUGUUCCCGGCCCCGAAACCGGAUCAGACGCGGGCGUAGGCGGGGACGGGCCGGCCGAUUAUGUCGGCUACCCCUUUUCCUGGAAUACCCCAUCGGCGCCCCCUGGCUACAACAUAGUGGUAAAGCCGGAGCAGAUGCCCUACACAGACUUGAGCAAUGCUAAAAUGGCUUGCAAACAAAACCGUGCCAAUAUCGCCCAAGAGGAACAGCAACAGUUUGGGAGCAACGAGGACAACUUCCCCAGUACAGGCGGGUCCCGGGUGGGUUUGAACAAGGACAUGAUCCAGCAGGCCCACGAGCAGCUGGAGGCAGCGAUACAAGCCUACAGCCAACAGCACCAGGCGGGGGAAGGGGACCCGGGACACGGGGGUGAAAGUCCCGACGACAAAUCCCAAAGCAAUAUCAUAAUCCAGGCACAACCUCAGCCCCAAACACAGGCUCCCAAAGAUAAAAAACAUAGACUGAAACACGCCAGCAAAGGGGGCAGCAGCGGGGGCUGCAGCAGUAGUAACAGCAGCAGUAGUAAAUCUGCAGAGGGAAAGCCGUCCGUUUGGAUUUGA
Messenger RNA from Periophthalmus magnuspinnatus, 1473 nucleotides. It is a transcript of the gene gjc1, whose product is annotated as gap junction protein gamma 1. The record is from RefSeq and is a predicted model, not a curated record. Lineage: Eukaryota; Metazoa; Chordata; Actinopteri; Gobiiformes; Gobiidae. Gene Ontology annotation, biological process: cell communication. Gene Ontology annotation, cellular component: connexin complex. The transcript has a single exon. Bases 1 to 1473 code for a protein of 490 amino acids.